GCUGAGCGUGAGAGAGAACGAGAGAGAGUGCGUUUGUUGGGAGGGAUCAUUUAAGUGAGACUCGCGUCCAACUGCACGUCAACGUUCAGUCUUCUCAGCAACAGCGCCCAGUAUUGAUCGUGUCCGUCUUUGGUGGUGCCCCCUCGGGAAAUCGAAAGUGUACGUGUGCGCUCCCUUGUACGUGUGCUCGUCCCCACGGCCAUCCCCAAAACGCAGCAUCCGAGUGGCGUACGCCCGCGCGCGCACGCGUGUCUUCCUUUGCGUGUGAGAACAAAAAAAACGCUCAAAUUGGAGGAAUAAAAACAAAUCAACCAAGCGAGACGAUUACGCGCGAAAACCGUUCAUCGUGUGUGCGCGCGCGUGUCCGUGUGUGUGUGCGAGUUUGUGUGUCCUGCGUGGAAUUUGUGAUCCCUUUCGUCCGUCCGUCCUAAACGCACCCAAACCCGGAGGUCAAUAGAAACACCCCUAACAAUGAUGAGGCACCAUAUCGGGCUGCUGUUUGCCCUUUGCUCGUGUUACAGUUUGCUGGCUCUCGUGCAAUCGCAGCGCAUCGAAACCAUCCCAUCGAUGUCACCGUUCUACGCAAAUUUGGAGCGCAAUGUGGAUCUGCUGUGCCGGGCGGAUAAACCGAUCGAACAGUGCCGCGUCCGGCUACCGGGAACCUCCUCCGAGAUGUAUGACGUCACCAACCUGCCAACGGGCGUUAAAUCCAUUGGUGACCUCGACCAGGGCGAAUGUGGCAUUCGAUUGGCAGUCUUCAAGUCGGACCGCAUCGGGAAGUUUGUGUGUGUCCUGACGAUCGGUGGCGAGCAGUACGAGGAUGCGAUCGAAGUGCACCAACGAGUCGCACCUCAACCAACCGAGCUGAAGAUCUCCAAACACACCGCCCUCGUGGAUGGUGGCAUUCGAGCGGAUCAGCUGCUAAAAGCGCGAUGUGUGUCACGCCUUGGGUUGCCUCAAUCCAACCUAACCUGGUUUCUGAAUGAUGAACCGCUCGACCCAAAGCUACUCAAGCCGGUUCACGUCACGUCCGAGAUGCACGACCGGCAGAUCCUGCAGACGGUUCAGCAGGAGGUGAAUCUGCACAUUACACCCGAACUGAACGGCAAGAAGCUCGUCUGUGUGAUGGAACAUUUUGCGCUUGAGACGAAGCAGGAAACCAUCUUCCCGCUGAACGUCAAGUUCGCACCGGAAGAGAUACCACACAUCCACAUCGACGAGCUGCCAGCGAGCGGAAGCGCCACGGUCAACAUUACGAUCCACGCCAACCCGCAACCCAUCACCCGGUGGACGGUAAACGGGCGGCUGAUAAAGGAGGGCGAAUCCGUCGACGAGUACCAAGCGUUUGUGCCUCGCCGCAUGACGGGAAAUGGCGAUUACGUGGUGCUGCUGAAAAACAACGACUGUUCGAAGGAGCGUGCCUCGCUGUUCACGCUCGAAGCCACCAACGUACUCGGCACACAGACGUACGUCAUCAAGGCGGUGCGGGUGGAUGACGAGGGGGCGGAGUACGUACGGGACGCGGAUGGUUACGGGAGUGACGGCAGCAACGCGGCCACCUUCUGGCUGAUAAGCGUCUGGACCUUCUUCUGCUCUGUGAUAGCUACACGUGUGUUGUGAAUCCAAUUGGCCCAUCCCGCGCUAGUCGCUAGUCCUUCGCGUGGCUGCGAGUCUGCCGAUGAGUCGCAGGGAAAACCCAGGCAAGGCUGGCAGUAUGAGAAUAUUACCCUGAUGCAGGCUUUUGGGGGAGGAGAAUUGGUGACGGUCUAACAAGCGCGGUGGAGGUUCGUUCGGAAAUAUUCUCAUCUGCCCGGUCGGGCCCGUUGCGUCUCACCAGCACGACUCGCAUUUCCCACGCGAAAAGGGCAUAAUGUACUUCCGCUUUGUUGUAAAUUGUAAAAUAUGCAAAACGAUCCGAUAGUUCCUCCGAAAAAAAAAGUAUUUACGCCACAUUGAAGGCCCAAAAACCGGUGGGGGAGGCAGCGCGAAAGCAAUCGGCCAAGCUGGGCUGUCGUGAUGUGGCUGUACCAAAAUUAUUUUACAUUUUACUGUAUUUUUUUUUUUCAACUAGAAUAAGCGCAGGGUUAAGCAAAGUGGGCAUGCCAAAUGCACAGUUCCAGGGUGCCGUGUGAAAGUGAUCGAAUUAAGAAACGGGGUGGAACGGAAACACACA
Molecule: messenger RNA, 2173 nt
Organism: Anopheles nili
Lineage: Eukaryota; Metazoa; Arthropoda; Insecta; Diptera; Culicidae
Product: fasciclin-3-like
Exons: 4
Coding region: 472-1620 (382 amino acids)
Biological process (GO): homophilic cell-cell adhesion; heterophilic cell-cell adhesion
Cellular component (GO): adherens junction
Source: RefSeq, a predicted model, not a curated record